Molecule: messenger RNA, 330 nt
Organism: Ilyonectria robusta
Lineage: Eukaryota; Fungi; Ascomycota; Sordariomycetes; Hypocreales; Nectriaceae
Exons: 1
Coding region: 1-330 (109 amino acids)
Biological process (GO): mitochondrial proton-transporting ATP synthase complex assembly
Cellular component (GO): mitochondrial matrix
Source: RefSeq, a predicted model, not a curated record
AUGGCUUCCGCACCGGCCUCCCUCCGCUCCCUCUACCGCUCCAUCCUGCGCGAGCUGCCCCCGCGGCCCAUCCUCGCUGCGCCGCGCUCCCCGCUGCACAUCCGCCUGCGCGAGUCCUUCACCACCACCGCCUCUUCCGCCGCCGCGGCGCCAACGGCCCGCGUCGACGUCGCCGCCCAGGCCAUCGCCUACCUCCGCUCGCAGCGCCUGUACUCCACGCUGCUCGAGCGGUACAACCCCGGCAUGGGCAUGCCGACUGAUGAGCGCGUGCGGUUGACGGCCCGCAAGGUCGGCAUGGAUUUGCCGGUCGAGUACGAUGUUGAGAAAUAG